AUGACCCCCCACACCAGGAGCAAGACUCGGCGCAUCGUCGGCGGAGACUACACCGACAUCGAGGAAUUCCCACACUCAGUCUUCCUGAGCUUCCGGUGCCAGAUCGCGAACUCCACCGACAGCUGGAUGUGCGGCGCCUCCGUCAUCAACCAAUGGCUGCUGCUUUCCGCCGCUCACUGUCUAGACGGCUGUGAAGCCAGCCAUAUAUACAUAGCGGCCAAGCCUGGCCAUACGGAUAGGGGCAAGAGCCAGACGCGUCUGGUCGCCAACUACAAGCGUCACGAGAAGUACAAUGAGAUGCGCCUUUUGAACGACAUAUGCCUAUUGAAGCUGAAGGAGGAGUUGAAACUAGGACCUACGGUGAUGAGGGUGAUCCUGAUGAAGAACCCUCCAUACAAUGAGAAGGGGAUUGUAUCUGGGUGGGGGUUCGUUGAUGAUCUAAAUCAAGUAUCAACUUACAAGCUGAAGAAGCUGGGGAACCUCACAAUAUACUCCCGGGAGCAGUGCGAUCGCACGCUGCCCGGGCUGCCCGCUGGCGUCAUCUGCGCGCAGCUCGACGCGCCGCCGCCGGGGGAGGAACACCAUACUGCUCGCGGUGACUCCGGCAGUGCUCUGGUAGUGAGGAAGUACAUCCAGGUGGGCCUCAUCUCGUUCCGCGAGCUGGAGCGGUCCCGCACCAUGACCGUCUACUCGGACACCGGCUACUUCUUCCACUGGAUCAAGAACACGGCCAAAGAUAUUCUGUGCACGUAG
Molecule: messenger RNA, 753 nt
Organism: Plutella xylostella (diamondback moth)
Lineage: Eukaryota; Metazoa; Arthropoda; Insecta; Lepidoptera; Plutellidae
Product: hypodermin-B-like
Biological process (GO): proteolysis
Molecular function (GO): serine-type endopeptidase activity
Source: RefSeq, a predicted model, not a curated record